Messenger RNA from Fusarium venenatum, 1539 nucleotides. RefSeq names its product Six-hairpin glycosidase-like protein. Gene Ontology annotation, molecular function: chondroitin hydrolase activity. The record is from RefSeq and is a predicted model, not a curated record. NCBI's taxonomy places the organism in Eukaryota, Fungi, Ascomycota, Sordariomycetes, Hypocreales, Nectriaceae. Gene Ontology annotation, biological process: polysaccharide catabolic process.
AUGGGGUUUUCUAAAGAAAGCGCUUCGCCAGCAUCUUCAGUAACAGAUGAAAAUUCGAUUGAGAGUGAAACUUCCUGGUCCAAAGGCGCAGCAGACAGCAAGGAACUGGAUAUUUAUGAGCCAAAGCCUAGUCUUCAUAAAGUCUUGCCUGAGCUUUUUGAAGAAAAUGUCUUUGCUAAGCCUUACCGCACUGCGUCGUUAGGCCUAGAAAGACUUGACCCAGCGCGCGAUGGCUUCCCUGAAAUUGUACCCCAACAAGGCCCCAAGCAAGGACAAUGGGAAUUCCGCGAACCCGAUUUUUGGACUUGUGGUUUCUUCCCUGGAACCUUGUACGCUCUACUCGAACGUUCUAUCAAAUACCCGGGAUCUUUGGGGACAGACGAUACCGUACUACAAUCCGCUGCAACUAUCAGAAAAUACCUCUUGCCUCUUUGCAAAUCCUGGUCUGAACCACUUCACGCCAUGUCCCUUAGAACAGAUACCCACGACAUAGGCUUCAUCAUCAUGCCUGCACUACGAAGAGACUGGGAACUCUUCGGAAAUGAGCGCAGUCUAACUUCUAUCGUUCAAGCGGCCAACAGCUUGGCUACUCGUUACGUCCAGUCUGCUGGCGCCAUUCGUAGUUGGGACUGUCUUUUGAAGAACGACAUAACCGUCACUGAUACUGAAAACAACCUUCUUGUCAUCAUCGACAGUAUGUGCAAUCUAGAUCUGCUGUUCUACGCUGCCGCCCAAACCGGGGAGCAAAGACUGGCUGAUAUUGCUGCAACUCAUGCGACAACGUUGUUAAAGACGCACCUUCGACCAGAAGGCGUGAAAUCUUUAGUCAAAGAUGGUUACAAUGGGCAACUUUACUCGACGUGCCACGUUGCCAAUAUUACUCCCCAGACAGGAGAUUUGAAAUGGCGAUGGACGGCGCAGGGCUAUGCCAAUGAUUCAACAUGGUCGAGAGGCCAAGCCUGGGCUAUACUUGGCUAUACGCAAUCAUACAGUUGGACCAAAGAUGAAACGUUUCUUGAGGUAGCGUGUGGAACUGCUGAGUACUUUAUGUAUCGGCUGGAAACAUCACCUUCAUGCGUGGAGCUUUCAUCCGACACUAGCGACAACGCCCGAAAGGGUCGACAUGUUCCGCUCUGGGACUUUGAUGCGCCGAUAGAAAAUCCUCAAGAUCCAUUACGUGAUUCAUCUUCUGGUAUUAUCGCGGCCAACGGAAUGCUGCUGUUGUCUCAAGCCCUCAUCUCGGUUGGUAAACACGCUCUAUCUCGCCGGUUUUUCGACGCAGCCAUUACGAUCAUCAGAGAUACUCUAGAUGUAUCUCUUGCUACCGAAAAGGCGAGGUUUACCAAGGAUCGUGAUGGAACGUCGCCUCUUCCAGUAGAGGAUGUUGUCUUUGGCGAGACUUUCGAUGCCCUGUUGAAGCAUGGAACGGCUAACAACAACGAAAAUGCAAGGAGAAGGUAUUCCAAUCACGGUUUAGUGUAUGGAGACUACUAUCUUGUUGAAUUUGGAAACCUUCUUUCCAGCAUGGGAUUAGUUUAG